GUCCCAAAAUGUUCGCGCAUGAUUAUGUGGAGGUCAUCAAAAAGGCUGAUCAUCAAUUGCAUACAGUUCGUCAUUAGAUGCGGCCGCAGUAACUUCGAUGCGGAUGACUUGGAUGACAUCUCGGAUUACGACGUCCUGGAUGUUCCUAUGCAUUUCCAGCCGCAAACGUUCGGGCUGCCAAGGCAACCGCGCCAGGACGACCUCCAGCAUCGACCGGACGCGCCGGGAGCGAGGAGGACCUCGCCGCCGGAAGUGGUGACCAAGGUGCUGCGGGCCCUCGAGGAGAUGGGCGAGCCCGUAGGAUCGCCGUCGUCGACGAUGGACAAGAUGCGCGGCGCUUCGUCGAAGCCCCUCGGAUGCCUGCCGCACUCGGCAACACCGUCGACGAGAACGAGCUGA
Molecule: messenger RNA, 399 nt
Organism: Wasmannia auropunctata (little fire ant)
Lineage: Eukaryota; Metazoa; Arthropoda; Insecta; Hymenoptera; Formicidae
Exons: 2
Coding region: 19-399 (126 amino acids)
Source: RefSeq, a predicted model, not a curated record